Molecule: messenger RNA, 777 nt
Organism: Kwoniella botswanensis
Lineage: Eukaryota; Fungi; Basidiomycota; Tremellomycetes; Tremellales; Cryptococcaceae
Exons: 2
Coding region: 1-777 (258 amino acids)
Source: RefSeq, a predicted model, not a curated record
AUGGAGAGUCACUUUUACCCUUAUGGGAAAUCAUCGCGGAAGCCGAGAGGACGCCGACGGACUGAUUGCGAUGUGGAUGAGACCGCAGGUGAAAGUAACACCCAAACCGACUCAGAAGAGACAGAACGGUUCGAUGAAUAUGGUUACCCCUCUGCCACAGGAUAUACUAUCGAUGAAAUGCUACAGAGAUUCCGGCAAUGGGCUAGUAAGAAUGGCAUGGACCUGAAUGAGCUGCCCGACGCUCGGCUGUACGAGAUGAUGACCAAUCAUCUGCACAGUAAACGAGCCACUCCUACAAGUCAAGGGGAUGAUGAAUGGGAACUCCCUCCUUCCGAUGAUAGCCACCCUGCAGCUUCGCACGACGAAGAGGAGAAACGACAGGCUGCAGAAUUGAAUUCGUACAUAGGACUUCCUCCUCCAUAUGAGCGACAAUCAGCUCUGUCUCGAAGAUCUACUACAGAGCGUCAUCCGACCCGGGGCGUGACAACCCGUGUAGGUGUUCGAAAAAAUUGGGACUAUGAGCUUGAAAUAGAGUUUCCUGAAGAGACUAUCUGGGCCAACUCGCCUACAGGAGGGUCCACAGAUAUUCGCAUUCCGCCAACCAUUAUCGUCUACGAAAUAAGCAGGGAAAGACUUUCGGCGGAAAGCCCCAAAGAUCGUGGCCACCCAUCACGAAGAAGUAGUAAGGCUACCUUUCCUCCUCCUCCCAGGUCCGCAGCACCACGGGCUCCGCCUUUCUGCCACAACCGCGGAGAGCCUGACUGCUGGGGAUGCUGA